AUGGACGCUGAUGAGACCCAGCCGCUAGAGCCGUCUCCGCCCCGCGCUGCCGUCCGGUCCCGGCCGUCGAGCUGGAGCAGCAGCGGGAGCGGCGGCGGCGUCGAGUACACGAGCCUCCGGGACGUGCUCGCCGAGGCCGGUCCCCGGAGCUGCGGCGGCGGCAGCUUCGGGGACGCGGGCGGCCCCGCCGCGAUCGACUUCGACGCGUCCAACAUCAACAUCCGCAACCAGCUGCUGAAGCACGCCGCGUCGGCGUACCUCCAGUCGGCGAUCGUCGUCCCGCCGCGGGACCGUGGGUGCCUCAGCAGGCUGUGGAGGGGGCUGCUGCACCGCCGGCGGUGCCGCAUCCUCCUGCGGCCGUGGCCGGAAUGCUGCGGCGGUGGCGCUGGGGACCCAGCGUGCCUCUGCGCCGCGUCCGUAGCAGCCUCGGCGCGCCGGCUCAUCGCCUUCCUGUCCGGCUGCGUCGCUCGCAUGUGGACGUAG
Miscanthus lutarioriparius is the source of this 483-nucleotide messenger RNA. The record is from the annotation of a GenBank genome assembly. Lineage: Eukaryota; Viridiplantae; Streptophyta; Magnoliopsida; Poales; Poaceae.